This is a messenger RNA of Cheilinus undulatus (humphead wrasse), 4791 nucleotides long. RefSeq names its product myomesin-2-like. Lineage: Eukaryota; Metazoa; Chordata; Actinopteri; Labriformes; Labridae. The record is from RefSeq and is a predicted model, not a curated record. Gene Ontology annotation, molecular function: protein binding. The transcript is spliced from 34 exons. The coding region runs from base 160 to 4335 and encodes 1391 amino acids.
GCUGCCCACAAGUGUGGAGCCAAGGAGGACGGGAGCCUAAAAAGGUCUCACCAGGCUGCCAGAGCUGGGGUUUGCCAGAGUUAGCUUGAUUUGAACUUUCUGCUGCUUUACCUAGAGAACAUUUGUGACGUUUGAAGGUCUCCUUGAAGCGUUCCAGUCAUGGCCUCCAAAGUCAUACCUUGGUAUAAGAAGAAGCACACGAGCCAGGUCAAAACUGAUUAUGCUUACCGUCACUCUAGAAGUGUCAAGAAGCAGAUAGAAAGGAAAUCAAGCUCUAAAUCAGUGACCCAGGUGCAGGCCCAAGCCACAGAGGCUAUGGCGGAACCAGUGUACACCAUACCGGCGUUCCGGCAGAGGACUGAUGAGGGGACUGAAGAGUAUCAGCGAGUGAGUGCGAGCGUUGGGAGAGGACUUACUGUCAUUCAGGAGGAGCUCCAAAGGAUGAGGAUCGCCACCAAGGCCCAGGUGGACAGUCUGGCUAUCAAGAGAGAAGUAAAAGACAUGAUGGCAAAGAGACCAGACUUUUUGGAUGAUAUCCCCAAGAUGCCGGACUUCCUGGUUGCCCUGCGGCCCCACAUCGUGUGGGAGAAGACCCCCGUCAAGCUGUUCUGCACCGUGCAGGGAAACCCCCGGCCCAUCGUCAAAUGGUAUAAAGGAGGAGUGCCCGUCGACCCACUGAGCGCUCCUGGAAAGUACAAGAUUGAAAACAAGUAUGGAGUCCACGGAUUGAUCAUUAGCAGGUGUGUUGUGAGUGAUACUGCUGAGUACAGCGCUGUGGCUACCAACCCUCAUGGCACGGCUACUAGCAAGGCCAUGGUUACCGUGAGGAGACCAGCAGGACCCGGGGAGCUCUGCCAUCUUGGACUGGUGCCCCAUCUGACUGAGAUCCACGCCAGUAAGCUGGAGGUGUCGCUGCUCGACCGUUUCCCGGUCUCCUUCGGCGUGGAGGACGGCUCCAUCAGUCUGGUCUGCACCAUGGUGGUCGUCCCCGACCUGCCCAACGUCCCCCCCCUAGCCCAGUGGUACAGAGACGAUAAACUGCUGAAGCCCAGUAACUUGGUGCACAUGUCUGUGGGCGGAGGUGCCGCCCGUCUGACUCUGCCUCAGCUGGCCAAAGACGAUGAAGGCCUCUACACCCUCCGCAUCUUCACAAAGGACGGCACAGCUGACCACAGCGCCUACCUCUUUGUUUCAGACGCCGCCACCUCCAAGCCUGGCGCCCCUGGUGCACCGAUGAGCGUGAAGGCAUAUGACAUCAACUCAGAUUAUGUCUUGGUUGCCUGGAAACCCCCAAACACCGUCAAUGAGGCGGCGAUCACCGGAUACUAUGUGGACCGGUGUGAGGCCGGCUCAGACACCUGGGUCCAGUGCAACGAUUCCCCAGUGAAGGUUUGUAAAUACCCGGUUCACGGCCUGAGCAUGGGACGCUCCUACCACUUCAGGGUCAGAGCCGUGAACAGCGCCGGCACCAGCAGGCCGUCCCGUAUGUCAGACAAAGUGACCGCCCUCGACGCCGCCGAGAGCGAGAGGCUGCAAGGUACCGAGGAAGGCAUUCCCUCUGCUCCCGGUAAGGUUGCAGCCACCAGAAACACCAAGUCGUCCGUGUUUGUUCAGUGGGAAGCUCCCAAAGCUCAGAAAAACCUGAUGGGAUAUUACAUCGAUGCCCGUGUUGUUGGAUCCAAGGAGUGGUUCGCCUGCAACAACAAACCCUUCAAACACACCAGGUUUGUGGUCCACGGUCUGAUCCCUGGAGAGAGUUACGUUUUCCGUGUCCAAGCCGUCAACGUCUUCGGCCUCAGCGAAGAGUCUCAGGAGUCAUCUCCUAUCGCCGUGGAGCCAGCCCUCGCCACUCCGAGCGCUCCCUACGGCAUCACCCUCCUGAGCAGCGAUGGCUCCUCCUUGACCAUCGCCUGGAAGAGUCCCAAACACUGCGGCGGCUCCAAAGUCAACGCUUACUACAUCGACAAGAGAAACGCCGACACGUUGGUGUGGAAGGAGGUCAACCUGCAGGCCGUCACCGAGAGGAUCUGCACCAUUGAUAAUCUGACUGAGGGAAAUUUCUACGAGUUUAAGGUCCAGGCCGCUAACAUGGCUGGCGUCGGCGUGCCCUCAGCUCCCAGUGCCCCCAUGAAAUGUGAAGCUUGGACCAUGGAGGAACCAGGCCCUGCUUAUGACCUGAGUUUCAGUGAGGUCAGAAGUCACUCCCUGGUCCUCCUGUGGAAAGCUCCGGUCUACAUCGGAGCGAGCGCAGUCACCGGAUAUCUUGUGGACAUGGCCAAGAAGGGCUCAUCAGACUUUGUUACUCUGACCCAGGAGGCUGUGAGCCACCGUUACCUGCAGGUGUCCAGUCUUGAAGAAGGAGAAAGCUACGUGUUCAGAGUCCGUGCCGUCAGUGCGAAGGGAGUGGGAAAACCUUCCCAGGUGUCCGAGCCCGUCUGUGCCAGAGCUCUGCCAGGCACUCAGGAGAUCGUUGCUGGCGUGGACGAGGAGACCGGAGACGUCUUCCUGUCUCUGGAGGCCUGUGAGAUCAGUGACACAUCCAAGUUCAUCUGGUCCAAGAACUACAAACCCAUCGGAGACUGCCCUAGAGUCGCCGUGACAGCAAAGGGCAGAACUUCCAGACUGACUUUCACCAACCCCGAUAAAGAUGAUUUGGGAAAAUACUCUGUGUUCGUCACCGACACAGACGGAGUCUCUGCCAGCCACACGCUGACCGAGGAUGCUCUGAACACCAUGCUGGAGCUCAGCUACGCCAUCAGACAUCCCGUCGUUCCUCUGAAACACGGCCUUAACUAUGAAAUCUUGGAGAAGGGUCACGUUCGUUUCUGGCUUCAGGCCGUCAAACUGACACCAUCCGUGUCCUACAGGUUCGUCGUCAAUGACAAGGAGGUCAAGAGUGGAGAGGGGCAAAAGAUCAGUCACGACGUGGCCACAGGAAUCAUCCAGAUGACUGUUGAUCAUUUCACCAGAGCCAACGAGGGCACGUACACCGUCCAGAUCACCGACGGAAAAGCCAAAACUCAGAGCUCCUUGGUUCUGGUUGGAGACGUGUUCAAAGUUGCUCUGAAGGAGGCCGAGUUUCAGAGGAAAGAGCACAUCAGGAAGCAAGGUCCACAUUUCUCUGAGUAUCUGUAUUUCACUGUCACUGAGGACUGCACUGUCAUGCUUGCCUGCAAGGUGGCUAAUGUGAAGAAGGAGACUGUUUUCCACUGGUACAAAGAGGACGAUGAGAUUGUUCCAGAUACUCCUCCAAACGUCAUGUCUGGAGCCUGCGCUCUCCCCAUCCCUCUGUUCUCCAGAAAGGAUCAGGGCAUCUUCAAGGCCACGCUCAGCGACGACAGAGGAAAGGACACGUCUGUGUUCGAUGUUUCAGGCCAAGUGUUUGAUGACAUCAUCAACGCCGUCGCUAAGAUCGCCGGUGCGUCUGCCUCAGACCUGGUGCUGCAGUGUACUCCAGAGGGCAUCAGGCUGCAGUGCUACAUGAAAUACUACACAGAGGAGAUGAAGACCGUCUGGAAACACAAGGAGAGUAAGAUCGCCUCCUCAGAGAAGAUGAGGAUCGGAGGAACCGCUGAGAUGGCCUGGAUGCAGAUCUGUGACCCAUCCGACAAGGAGAAGGGUCACUACUCCAUCGAGAUCUCAGACGGCGAGACGACCCACACCAGAACCUUCGAUCUAUCUGGACAGGCCUACACUGAUGCCUAUGAAGAGUACCUGAGACUGAAGGCAGCUGCAUUUGCUGAGAAGAACCGUGGCAGAGUGGUCGGUGGUCUACCUGACGUCGUCACCAUCAUGGAGGAGAAGUCUCUGAGCCUGACCUGCACCGUGUGGGGCGAGCCGACACCUGAGGUCACCUGGUUCAAGAACGAGCAGGAGGUGGCCUCCACUGAGCACACUAAGGUCACGUUUGACGGCGGCAAGUUCGCCAGCCUCGUCAUCAACAAAGUCACCCCGGAGGACUCGGGCAAGUACAGCAUCAACGUCAGGAACAAGUACGGCGGCGAGUUCGUGGAGAUCACCGUCAGCGUGUACCGGCACGGCGAGAAGAUCCCCGAGGCCAAAGUGGGACAAGCCAAAACGCCCGCCGCCACCCCUGCAUCCACGCCUGUGCCGCCUAAGUCUCCAGCUCCACCCUCCAAAACCCCGACCCCUACCCCCAAGGCCCAGACCCCGAUGUCCAUGAAGAGCCCGACCCCGGCAUCCACCCCCGCCUCCACCCCCGUCCCUAAAUCUCCAACCCCAACCCCCAAGUCUCCAACCCCGACUCCAUCCCGCGGUGUCAAGUCUCCAACUCCACCCAGAUUCAUGAAGUCCCCAACCCCACCCAGGAAGUAGACGGUGGCGUUUGAGGGUUUUUCUGUUAGCAUGAGUGUGAAACAAAGUUCAUGUAGAGGUAGCCGCUGUGACGUCCUUCUGCAGAAAAUCACCUAAAAGACGAGGGGCUUUCACCGCGGCCGCUAACCUUCAGUAGAUUUCCUGUCCAGUGGCGUCCUUCGACUUGUCUCUGUGGGAGAAAACUAAAACAGGGAUCAUAAAGACCAGGGUAGAUGCUGAUCCUCAGAGUUUUAAAAGCUGCACCUUCCACUGCGGGUGGAACGCCUGUAAACAUAACCAGGAUGUUAGAGAGGGAUUCUGGGUAAUCACAGAGUCCGUUAACUGUCCUCCUUUUAUGAGACGCUGCUUCAGUCUGGAGUAGCUCCCAUCAUUUAGAGAAUAAGUCUCUUCAUACCCUGGUCUCGGUCUGUCUGUGUCCCUAAAGCUUUGAGAUGCAAUAAACGUUAUCACGCUCUU